CGAAAAUAAAUACAAACUAUUAGCUUUAGUGACUGUAGAACAUCCAACUAGGCGGAACCAUUGACAUGAACAAUUUCUUUCCACCGAGAAUGUCAAGCUGGGGCACCACCACUAUGACCAACCCGUGAUGAUUUUGUAACAUGCAAUCCAAGGGUGAAUUUGACGACAGAUUUUCCCGCCAGGUAUCUCCUGCUGUGAGAGGCAACAUAGGAUUAGUUUAAAGGCUAGCCUUGGCCUUUUCCCCGCAGCCAUGCCAAUCCCCAUCUUCUUCCGCCAGAGCCUAGCCUGCUCUCAAAGCUCAGCUCUGCUGUCCUGUCUCCGGGUUGUGCAGAGCGGAGGCUUGAGGGGUCUGCAGAGCUGUGUGAGGGAUGUGCAGAGUGAAGGGCUAAGAGGGCUGCACAGCCAGACGCAGCAGCAGCUUCUGUCCAGAAAGCUUCCUCCCCGCUUCCACACCCAAACUCGGGGGGCCAAGAGGAAGAAGGGCGGCUGGAAUCAGGAGGAGGAAUGGAGGACCCGGAACAAGACGGUGCUGACCUAUAUUGCUGCGGCAGGGGUGGGCAUGAUUGGCAUGUCCUACGCUGCAGUGCCACUCUACAGAUUGUAUUGCCAGGCAUCAGGGCUGGGAGGCACAGCGGUGGCAGGCCACGAUACAGAGCAGGUGGAAACCAUGAAGCCGGUGAAGGACCGCAUCAUCAAGAUCACCUUCAACGCCGACACCCACGCCAGCAUGCAGUGGAACUUCCGUCCUCAGCAAUCCGAAAUCUAUGUGGUUCCAGGAGAGACUGCCCUUGCAUUUUACAGAGCCAGGAACCCCACAGACAAACCUGUUAUUGGCAUCUCCACCUACAACGUGGUGCCCUUUGAUGCAGGACAGUACUUCAACAAGAUCCAGUGUUUCUGCUUUGAAGAGCAGAGGUUGAACCCUCACGAGGAAGUGGACAUGCCCGUCUUCUUCUACAUCGACCCUGAGUUUGAUGAGGAUCCUCGCAUGGCGCGGGUCGACACCAUCACCCUCUCCUACACCUUCUUCGAGGCCAAGGAGGGCCAGAAGCUGCCUCUGCCUGGGUACAGCUAGAGCUGUGCUCUGGCCCAAUAGCCGCUCUACAGACUAAACCAUGUUCACAAUCAUUGUUUAACGCUCCCCUUGGUCAGGGAGGACACAGAAGAGACAGUGUAUGUACAUAGGUAAUAAGAAUGAUCCAAGAUGUCAUUUCAUAUUGGUUUUGUGUUAUAAAAUAAAUUAUGAUUUUGUGUUCA
Messenger RNA from Hypomesus transpacificus, 1257 nucleotides. RefSeq names its product cytochrome c oxidase assembly protein COX11, mitochondrial (gene cox11). Lineage: Eukaryota; Metazoa; Chordata; Actinopteri; Osmeriformes; Osmeridae. Bases 251 to 1075 code for a protein of 274 amino acids. The transcript has 5 exons. Gene Ontology annotation, molecular function: copper ion binding. The record is from RefSeq and is a predicted model, not a curated record. Gene Ontology annotation, cellular component: mitochondrial inner membrane.